Molecule: messenger RNA, 3922 nt
Organism: Corylus avellana
Lineage: Eukaryota; Viridiplantae; Streptophyta; Magnoliopsida; Fagales; Betulaceae
Gene: MP
Product: Transcriptional factor B3 family protein / auxin-responsive factor AUX/IAA-like protein
Biological process (GO): response to hormone; regulation of DNA-templated transcription
Cellular component (GO): nucleus
Molecular function (GO): DNA binding
Source: RefSeq, a predicted model, not a curated record
UCUCUGUGUGAGCUUUUCUUGUACUGUUUUCGUGUUCUCGUUGCCUUGCUCUGCUUUUUCCAAGUUGUUAUAUUUAAUAUUUCUUCACUCUUUUUAAAACAUCUUACAAUUUAAAGCUGCAACGGAAUCCCCCAUAUACAUAAAGUGUGUGCGCAGGAUAAGAGGUUGCACACUCUUCUCCUUUUUUAACACAAACACAGAGAGAGAGAGAGAGAGAGAGAGAGAGGCUUUUAGUUUUUUGUUUUCUUUUUGGUGUCGUUGAUUGAGAGAGGGGAGGGAGGCAUAGGAGGGAAUCAGUGUGAUAAGUGGGUGGGGGGAUUCAUCGAAAGGUCGGUUUCUUUUGGAAGAUAAAAAUAAGUACUUGAUUAUAAUACAGAAGAGGGCCACUCAUGCUUCGGUCCGCGUGCUUUGAUUCGAACUGAUGGGUUUUUUUCUUUCCUUUUCUUUGUGCCCCGAAGCCCCACCUCUAAGAUUUGCAGUCCCUUUUUGCAGUUUUUGUUCCUUGAUUUUGGAUUCUUGGGGGGUGGGGACUCGUCUGCUAUGCUUUUGUGCCCGAUUGGACUAUUUGUUUUUCUCGGAGAACAUCUAAUUCUGAAACGUGGGUCGAGGGUAAUUUCCCAUCUUUCUCGAGGAAAAGUUAUGAGGGAAGAAGGAGGGUCAGAGAAAAUUCUUCGACUUGUUCUAGAUGAGGAAUAAGAAUUUGCUUCUUGGAAUUAAAAUGGGUUUUGGAGUUUGAGGUUCUGGGGUGUUGCAUAAUUGCAUUGGAGGUGUUACAGGUGUACAUGGGGCACUCAUGAUGGCUUCUGUUGAAGAGAAAAUCAGAGCUGGAGGGUUGAUUAGUGGGGCAAAUACAAGUCUGCUCGAGGGGAUGAAGUUCUUAAAAGAAAUGCAGGAUCAAUCUGGUGCCAGGAAGGCUAUAAACUCUGAGUUAUGGCACGCCUGCGCCGGCCCCCUUGUUUCAUUGCCUCAGGUGGGGAGUCUGGUUUACUACUUCCCUCAAGGUCAUAGCGAGCAGGUAGCUGCUUCCACUAAACGGACAGUAACCUCACAAAUUCCCAACUAUCCUAAUCUGCCUUCCCAGUUGAUGUGCCAAGUUCAAAAUGUCACUUUACAUGCAGACAAAGAUACGGAUGAAAUAUUUGCUCAAAUGAGUCUUCAACCAGUCAACUCUGAAAAAGAUGUCUUCCCUGUUCCAGACUUUGGACUAAAGCCCAGCAAACAUCCAAGUGAGUUUUUCUGCAAAACUUUAACUGCAAGUGAUACAAGCACACAUGGUGGCUUUUCAGUACCACGCAGGGCAGCAGAAAAGCUCUUUCCUCCUUUGGAUUAUACAGUGCAACCACCAAUGCAGGAACUUGUCGUUCAGGACUUGCAUGAUAACACAUGGACAUUCCGCCACAUAUACCGCGGCCAACCCAAGCGACACCUUCUCACAACUGGAUGGAGUUUGUUUGUUGGUGCCAAAAGACUUAAAGCAGGUGAUGCUGUCCUGUUUAUCAGGGGUGAAAAGUCACAGUUAUUGGUUGGUGUGAGGCGUGCCAACCGACAGCAAACAACAUUACCGUCAUCAGUUCUAUCUGCUGAUAGCAUGCACAUUGGUGUCCUUGCUGCUGCAGCUCAUGCUGCUGCUAACCGAAGCCCAUUCACAAUAUUCUACAACCCAAGGUUUUUACUUGAUGUGCUAUCUUUUCCAUAUAUUUGUUUCUUUUGCCCACUCUUUUCUGGAUCUUGUCUCUGCUUCUUGACCUUGCCAUGCUUUCUUCUUAUUUGUAGGGCAUGUCCUUCAGAAUUUGUCAUUCAUUUGGUUAGAUUCCGUAAAUCUGUCUAUGGAACUCAACUGUCGGUUGGCAUGAGGUUUGGGAUGAUGUUUGAAACAGAGGAGUCGAGUAAACGGAGGUAUAUGGGUACAAUAGUUGGCAUUAGUGACUUAGAUCCACUGAGGUGGCCUGGUUCAAAGUGGAGAAAUCUUCAGGUGGAGUGGGAUGAGCCUGGGUGUUGUGAUAAACAGAAUAGGGUUAGUCCAUGGGAAGUAGAGACUCCUGAAAGUCUUUUCAUUUUUCCUUCUCUCACUUCAGGUCUCAAACGACCACUACAUGCUGGAUUUUUGGGAACAGAAACUGAAUGGGGACAUUUGGUUAAAAGACCCCUUGUCCAGGUUCCUGAAAAUGGAAAUGGGGAUCUCUCAUACUCGAUAUCUAAUAUGUGCUCAGAAAAUCUGAUCAAGAUGCUAAUGAAACCUCAACUUAUGAGCCAUCCUGGUAACUUUUUGUCUACUCUACAGCAAGAAUCUGCUACGAAGUUGGAUCCAUUACAGGAUGUGAAGACCAUGCAUGGCACAACCCACCAAAAAUCUCAGCUUAUCUCAUCAGAGGGUACAUAUCCAAUUCAGCCUCAGUCAUGCCUUGACCAACAUGAUGUCAUUAACUCAAAUUCCUCAUCGAAACCAAUUCUUUCCGGAAAAUUGAAUUAUGUACCUGAAUUUGAAAACCGAACACCGGCCGGAGUUAAUACUGAAAAGCCAAGUUUAGAACCUGAGGUUUCAACAGAUGAGUUAAGCCAGUUGACUUCAACAGGUGAUUGCAACGAGGAAAAACCAGCGGCGUGCCCCGUCAGUCUUCAGAACCCUGUAAACCAGCCCACACUCAUUAACCAGAGCCAGGACUCAUUGCAACCACAAACGAGUUCGUGGCCUAUGCAGCCGCAAUUCGAAUCAUUGAUCUACCAUUCCCAACAACUUGAUGUCCAACAAUCUGAUUGUUCCAAUCUAAAUGGCUUACUUCCAUCCCUAGACCCUGAUGAAUGGAAAUUUUAUCCGUCUUGCCAACCCCUUGGCGGAAUGUUUAGAUCGCCUGGACCUUUAUCCGUGUUUGGAUUGCAAGACCCUUCAGCAUUGUUUCCUGAAGCAGUUAAUCCCCCCUUGCCUUCUAUGGGUCAGGAAAUCUGGGAUCAUCAACUUAAUAAUUUAAACAUUUUAUCCCAAGCUGAUCAGCUCACUGCAUUUUCUCAUCAAGACCCAUGUAACAACAUAUCAAAUGGUUUAAGAGAUUUGUCAGAUGAGAGCUACAACCAAAGUGGGAUUUACAGUUGUGCUAAUGUUGAUGUUAAUAAUGGUGGGAGUGCUGUGGUAGAUCCUUCUGUUUCAAGCGCCAUUCUGGAUGAUCUAUGUAUGGUGAAGAAUGCCAAUUUCCAUAAUCCCUCCGAUUAUUUAGUAGGCAACUUCAGUUCAUGUCAGGAUGUUCAAUCCCAGAUUACCAAUACAAGCCUAGGAGACUCCCAGGCUUUCUCCCGGCAGGACAUCCUAGACAACUCAGGAGGUACAUCUUCAAGCAAUGUGGAUUUUGACGAGGGCAGUCUUCUGCAGAAUAGCUCAUGGCAGCCAGCAGUUCCACCUGUGCGAACCUUCACAAAGGUUCAGAAGAAAGGAUCUGUUGGGAGGUCAAUUGAUGUAACUGGUUUUAAAAAUUAUGAUGAACUAUGUUAUGCAAUUGAGUGCAUGUUUGGACUUGAAGGGCUACUCAAUGACCCCAGAGGUUCAGGGUGGAAAUUGGUGUAUGUGGAUUUUGAGAAUGAUGUUCUACUUGUUGGGGAUGAUCCUUGGGAGCAAUUUGUUCGAUGUGUUCGCUGCAUCAAAAUCUUAUCUCCUUCAGAAGUUCAGAAGAUGAGUGAAGAGGGUAUGAAGCUUCUAAAUAGUGCUGCAAUGCAAGGGUAGCUGCAAUGAUUGGGGGCACUUCUCAGCUUCUUUGGGUCUGAAAUAUUCUUGUCCCUAUAAUUAAUAUGAUCUCGAUCAUGUGCACUUAAUGUGGCUACAUUUUUACUUGCUUUUUCCUUGUAAAGGUGCCAUGUGCUCUGUUUGACUUUAGUCGCAUUUGUAAGAACAUGAAAGUAGAUGAGGAUCCAUUCUAGUAUAAUAGAGCUUAUGUUU